This is a messenger RNA of Astyanax mexicanus (Mexican tetra), 1189 nucleotides long. It is a transcript of the gene msantd1, whose product is annotated as Myb/SANT-like DNA-binding domain containing 1. Gene Ontology annotation, cellular component: nuclear body. The coding region runs from base 260 to 1048 and encodes 262 amino acids. The record is from RefSeq and is a predicted model, not a curated record. NCBI's taxonomy places the organism in Eukaryota, Metazoa, Chordata, Actinopteri, Characiformes, Acestrorhamphidae. The transcript has 3 exons. Gene Ontology annotation, biological process: positive regulation of DNA-templated transcription.
CAUCACAGUGACGAACUUCCCUCUUUAAAAGCUUUUAAAGCUGAUUGCUCCAGCCCUCCAGGCCCCAUUUUGAUGCCUCUUAACUGUGUUAGAGGGGGAAGGGCAGAUUGUGUGGCCUGCAUCGCACACAAGCACAUGCUUGAAGAGGCUCUGAGAGAAUAGGGGGAAGAAAAGAGGCUUUCUAAAAGCUUUACCGCUCUCAACGACUAAAAAACAGCAGCAAACCUGCUCCUACAACCAAGCUUCACACCUUUACACAAUGUCUGCUGAGGACUGUUUCAGUUACAUAGUGCCAAGCUCCAACGAAAAGCACAGGCGGGCUCGUAACUGGACAGACUCGGAAAUGAAAGGCCUUCUGUACAUCUGGGAGGAGUACGUCACCGAGCUCAAGAAGGCCAAGCGCAACGCUAAGAUCUAUGAAACCAUGGCCAAGAGACUCUACGAACUUACCGGCGAGCACCGGCACAGAGAGGAGAUCAAAAUGAAGAUCACCAACAUGACCUUCCAAUACAGGAAGCUAAAGUACACGGCCAGUGGUAGCAGCAGCAUACCUGACUGGCCCUACUACAAAUCUAUUGAGAGGAUUUUGUCCAAGGUACCAGAGCAGACCCACAUGAGCCCACUGGACCCACAGUCUACUGGAGCGUCCACCUCCCAACCUGAAUCAUCUCUGUCCCAGUCUGCAGCUCCACUGUUAGGCUUUUUUCCAGAGUACACCGGCUCCUCUGAGGAGAGGGAGGUCAAAGAGGAAGAAGAGGAAGAUGGGACAGAAAUCUCUGUAAGCUCCUUCGAGUCCAGAUCUCAGGCAGUGAAGAGGCGGCGCGUGUCUCCGUUGUCGAUGCGGCGUAAGAAGUUGCGUGUGAUGGAGUCGAUGCUGAAUGAACAGAGGAAGAUGAGGCACGCGGUGGAGGAGACGUGUCGAGAGGUGCGGAGAGUCAUGCAGCAGCAAAACUUCCUGCAGGUGCAGAGCCUGCAGCUCCAGGACAGAAUGAUGAACCUGCUAGAGAAAAUGAUCCCAACCACGUCCAGUAAACCUACCCAGUUAUAGACCCAUUCCCACACCCCUGGUAGAGUUGAGAGUGUGAACACACAGCUAGCUGCAUUAGCCAGAUGUUGUUAGUCCAAAAUCAUUUUACCUAUCUGUGAUCUUAUUUGAUUAAACCAUGGUAUUUUUCAAAAAAAUCAUGAA